CCGUAGGAGUAGAGAAGAUACCCUGUUAUCUAAGACCUAUUGUGUUAUCAUAUUCGAAAACGUCAAUUCAUUCUUUUUCUUAGUAAAGAACCUUUGCAUAUCUAUAUGUAAUGGUACGCUGAUUAACAUAAGCUUGUUUUCAGACAAGCUACUCAACCCGGCGAUAGAGCAACAAAUCUUCAUGUUGCAUCAAUCGUUAUGUAUGCAAGGACGGGACACAGUAUUCACUGCGUCUCGUCACUACAUCUCACCGUGCCUCGUGUUCACACGAGGUAUUCAAUGUAUUAUUUUAACAUAUAACUUAAUUUACGCUAACGUUCUAAGAGACACGAUUGUAUUUCAUCAUUUUCUCUAUGCCGAUAGAACCUAUGGAUUUGUAUUGCACUCCAUAGUAGACUGUAACGUCGAAGCGACUAAGGAUUUUAGCGUGACAGAAUUGCAAAAAUUGUACAUAACCCUUUUGCUAUUCGUAAGAGGUAAAUUAAACCAUAAUCUGUGCCAUAUGCGAAGGCGUCGUCCAUGUGCAAUACAGGGAAUCACACGUUUCCUUGUUCAUGAUGACAAACAGCCAGCAAACCUAUAGAUAUCGAUUAAAAGAAAAUAUAAUCAUGAAAUUCUGUUUCAAACUGCGAACUCAGCUGAUUCCAACCUUGUUAGUCCAUGGACGAGUUCGACAGAUUCGUAUCCAUGACGACAAUAUCGAUAGGUAAUUAUGCCAGUAAAGUGAUGAUAGGAUGUUCUGGUUGGUGACACCGUUAUUCGAAGUUAUGCGUUUUCUAAUCGUUGAACUAGUUUCAUUGAAAUAGCUGGCAAUAGAUUUACCAAAGUGCGUACUGCUAGAGACGCACGUUGAGCUUCAACGUGUUUCAAGAGCCAGCUUACAAGUAUUGAAGUACAGCCUGUGGAACCGUCGCGUCUUUGGGAUGGAACUCGCAGACUUCUGGAGCUUGCCUGAAAAUGACUGCCAAACAUGGUCAGACCGGCGUGAACCGAUCGGUCUGGACAACGUUCAGUUACUGUCAAUCGAUGUUACGGUUUAUAGGAGCGCAAUUACGAUUGUUGUUUAUAUAGAAACUGUAAUCUUUGACCAAACAGCUGACAGAUAGCGCAAUAUCAGUAUAGUGUGUCUUUUAACCCCUAAUUUCUAUGGCUUCUUUAAGCUUUAGGCUUUAAGUGAAAGGGUUGCAUGACUGACAAAUUGAUGGUGAUCAUCAUCGCCAACAUCACCUAUGAUUUUACGAACCUUUGUAUUACAUUAUGGAUUAGUAACCGUGAAUAGGGAAGCAGAAAUCUAGAACGAGAAAUCAAGACAGAGCUGUAAAUAGAUGGAAAAUAUUAGGAGGAUCACAAAGCACUGUGUUCAGAGGCCCCUAAUAUAGUCAGUUGAGUAUCUCGUCCGGAAGCACGUUUAGCGUUUCAGAUAGUUUUAUUGGCCCCUAACGAGAUGAACUCUUUCCAUAGCCCAGCCAAAUUUAAUCCAGUUGUAAAUCACCGAAACACAAUCGAGACGAGUACCUCACAAAUACGGCUCCCGGACCUCUCUGUCAACUGAAUUAUCUCUGACCUUACGUUUACUUCUGCGUUCACUACUGCUCACUGACGAUAGAGUCUCAGCAAAGAUGCCUGUCAGGCUAGCUCCCGGUAACUUAGUUCUAACAGUAAACUAACGUCAAUCGCAUUUUCCCGCCCAAUAGCACUGCUUUGCUCACGAAAAAUUUGCAAUUUAUCCGAACAGCGUCUAUAUAACGAGUCCAGUAAGUUCCUCUGUUGGAUGGCGCGACGUUGAAAGAAAGUAGCGCAAUUGACUGGCCUAUCCUCUUACCUACAAUGUGCUUUUGUCACUUGAUAGCUUCGUCUCUCGUUCGAGCAUGUUUUUAGAUACUUAUGUGCGUCGCCUAUCAAAAUAGGAACUUCUUGUUUCUGUUUUAGCCUUCCGAGGUACAUUUGCUAGAUUCAGGCACAAAUGCAACCGCAAUCCGUAUGUAUUGUAUUUAUGGUACAGGUGAAUGUGAAAUUUCGUCAUUUUAUGUUUGAAUUUAUUUAUUUUACGAACGCAUAUUAAAUUAUUGAGCCUCUUCGAUUUUUAAAGAGGACAUAAUAACUCGGCUAAUUUUUCAUCUUGAUUAUUAUCAUCCAUGGACAGCAGAUAGGACAUGUAAAAACGGGUGUAUUGUCUGUAAUUGAAAUAUGCUGUUAUUUUAAUGUUAUAACAGCAGGGUGUAUUGUGUAUACAACACAGGGCUGUAAUGUCGUGAAAGUAUCAUGUAUGCAUUUAAUAUAAUUCCAAGUUCGAUCCUUGGAGUGAGACUCAGUUCUUCGAGGUAAAGAAAAAAUCAGAUCACAGACAUGGUAUGAUAUAAUGAGACUGACAACGGCAAACUCAAUGGCUACCUUAAGAAAAAAUCUAAAUAACCUGACAAAUUGUACAGCUGUUACGGUCAAAAAUACUUAUUUAUAACGUUUAUAUACAUUACCGGUAUGUUGCUGAAGUCAUUUAGGUUCCAUUGUUGGGCCUUUAUCGUGAGUUCAGAAGCGUGCGACCUGCAUUGAUUAUGCGGCGGUCAUCACAGCCCGUCUUUCAAAUAAUUUAAACUUCCCUCCUUACUUAUAUAUCUGUCUCUGCUAGUGCGCAGUUAGUUGAUUUUUGUGAUACUACAACACAUUCUAGACCCAUUUGAUGGCUUGCUGACUCCUACUAUUCAAUGUUUGUGUGUGUCUCUGUGGGCUUGUCUGUGACCUGAAAUAUAAUUUUUCCCUUUAUUCUUUUGUUACUGCUCUGAUUCAGCACGCUCUCGCCUCGCAUCCAAUGAUGUCAUGCUCGUGUCCUUCUAAACUCCGUCAGUACACUAAAGCUAUCGGUCCCCCUCUCUCACGAGCCCUCUCAUCCCAACGAACCAGUCAGCCGACGUCGCUUAUUCGAUACAGCGGUAGAGCAAGCGUUGGCGGGUAUCCGUUGUACCCUUGAUGGUUCGCUUGUGGUUCGUUUGUGGUACCGUCUUGUCUGGCACUACUUUCGUUCUCUCCAGGCUUCAACCUGCGGGGUGAGAGAACAGCGGAAUCUUUUUGCGGCCGCUUUGGUAGCGACAUCGGCCCCCAACCAGCAACGACCGACAACGCGUUACUAUGGCCAUAAAUAACAUGUAGUGGUAGUCGCUUGGAUGAGAAAUGAAUGUCGCUUGAUUCACUAAGGCUUCCCUGUUUGCUGAACUGGCUUGUGUAUGCGUUGGUUACCGCCGCCAUCUUCGAAAGGAGAGGCACAGCUAACCUCUGUCUGAAUCUGCAGCCGUCGGUGCUGGAUAGCCAAGCAACCAUUGAGCUGUGCUUGCAUUCAUAGAUACCGUCGUUGUACAGCGGCCAUAUAUUUCAUUUAGUACUAAAAUAGUGAGUGACAGAAGAAGAAAACAAGUUUUGCCUAACAUUAGGAAUCAACACCGUACGAUCAAAUAGUCAGCUGGUAUCUUUACAAGCGACUCUGUUCAUUUCGUAUGGUACAUUUGUAUUAUUAUUGUAGGCCGUAUGAUACAGUGAAGCCUAUUGGAGAUCGAUUGAGAGAGGAACCCUUGUUUUCAUUAGCUACAGUCCGUCUUUUGGAUACCCUCGCGCUGUUUCAGCAGUUGAUAGUUCAACUUAGUGUGUCUCCUAUCCUAUGUUGUGCUGCGUAUCUCAUACAAGUCAGUCAAUCCCUUUAACGUAUUCGCAUUGAAUUCGCUGCUUGUAAGCAUUCACGUGCAAACCGAGCGUCAAUUACCUAUUUCAUUGUUGGUUACGGUACGUAGAUUGUCGUCAUCAGGGCUUCAUAUUGGCUCUUUCGCCAUUUGUUGUACGACUGUGUGGGUCGAUCGCUAUCCAUCUGAAAUAGACUGAAGUCUAUGAAAUAUUUCUCUUUUUUGAGCAGAUUGUAUUGUUUUAUUGCCGCCCUUUGAGUCGGCAUCUUUACAUCCAGCGCCUGUCAAACGAAGGAGGACACACAAGGUCAAGAGCUCAACUGCUGAUGUUAUAUUCGACCUGUAUCUUUAUAUGAGACAACUUGUGCGUCCGCUCUGUAGAGAUUUGCUAUUGAGGCCCAUUUUCCCUAUAGAAACGGUUCAACGAGCGAAAACUCUGGAGUGGAUCAACAAAUCGGACGUACAUGUAAAAGACUAUUGAUCGACAAAAUCAUUAGCGAGGAACGCUCCUUAAAAAUUCUUAAAUCGAGAAGACUAGAAUAUCCGUCGGUAGUCAUACUGCGCAAGCACUGACCAAUAAAAUAAUGGCUCCUGGAACAGUUGUCAAUCAGAGUCCAACUCGACCCCUUGACCUACCCACGACCACGAUAAAUCAGUCUCCAAAACAGGUCUCGCCUUCAAUGAUAGCAACCUCGUCGUCGCUGCCCAGUUUGGCCCCUAUGGCAGCAGUCGGUGCCCUAAACAAUACGACAGGACCUUCUAAGAAACAAACCAUGAAAUCCUCUACUUCGACGCGAUCGACGAUACGGCAACCACAGCCGUCUACAACUCUAGUGAAGGGCGGAGUCAGUAGCGGUCGAAAACCCAACUUUGAAUUGGAAAGCGAUCGGCUUAGGUCAUUUGGGUCGUGGCCGUCAACGGCUCCUAUUUCGAAAGAAAAAGUAGCCCGCGCGGGCUUCUACUACCUCGGCAAUGGACUCGAAACAGCUUGUCCAGUUUGUAAGCUUGAAGUGUCUGAUUGGGCCUUUAAUGACGUCGCGUUCACAAAACACCGCGACCGAAGUCCUCAAUGUCCGUUUGUUCUGAAACAAAGCUCGACGAUCGUGCCCCUUGACGAAAGGAUGAAACUGCCCGAGCAGCGUCUGUUGACAUUUGAGCGCUGGCCCAAACGGGACGUUGACCCACAGAGGCUGGUAAACGCCGGAUUCUAUUAUCUCAAUGAAGGCGACAAGGUCCGAUGUGCUUGGUGCAAGGGCGUUAUCGAACAGUGGCAAGCAACAGACGUGCCAUUCGAGGAGCAUGCUCGUAAUUUCUCUUGCUGUCCGUUUAUACUCAACCCGCCAGCGUACGCCUGUCGUGGUGAAGACGAGGUUGGGCAUCGCAACAUGUACUCGUUCUCGGGUGCACCUGCCAAUCAAAACUUGUGCAGUGACAUUGCCCUCCUGAAGGGCGUAAUUCGACACGUAGGGCCAAAACAACCGCAUAUGGUUUCACAAGGCAGUCGUAUGGCGACAUUUACUGAGAACAACUGGCCUCAAACAGUGAACGUUUCCCCCGAAGAUCUUGUUGAAGCCGGCUUCUUCUUCCUUGGCAUGCACGAUUACACGAAAUGCUUCCAUUGCGACGGCGGUCUGUGUAAUUGGGAGACAGGUGACGACCCCUGGGUAGAGCAUGCCCGCUGGUUCCCUGAAUGUCAAUUCGUUCAGCUAAGCAAGGGCGGAGCAUUCAUCGCUGAGUGCCAACAACGUCACGAAAAACUAGUUAAUGGCGCGGUAGCCCAGGCAGAACUUCAGGCUUUUAGUGAAGUAGAACCGGGAGGAACAGGCAGUGACUCAAAUCUUCCGCUUCAUUUGAGAACUGAGCUUGAAGAAAUAAUGCAGUCGCCCGUCGUCAAGUUCUACCUCGAGAAAGGUGUACCGAAACAAGUGAUUCGAAUGACCGUAAAAAAAUAUAUGCUUGACAACGAGCGCGGUUUCCGUGAUCUUGACGAAAUUACACACGUACUCGGACAGGUGCUCAGCUUCGGCAACAAGAAGACUGCGCCUGCCAAUGAAAAAGAGCAACGUAAUCCGGCCGAAAUUCCUGAGAACGUGCUAUGCCGUGUAUGUAUGGUUCAGGAACGGGGUGUGGUAUUUCUUCCAUGUGGUCAUCUGGCCACUUGCCCCUCGUGUGCAGCCAGUGUAACAGAAUGUGUGAUGUGCCGGACCCCAAUCGCGGGUACUUUGAGAACAUUUCUUUCGUAAUCUUCGCCUGCCUCGGACAGCUAUUUAAGAGCUGUUUUUCCACGAAAUAAAAACAUCAAUAUACCAGCACAGGUCUUUACUGGAAAUGGUUAUCCAACUGGAAGACUAUAUGCCUUUGUAGUAUAAUGUCCUACAGGAUGUCUACAGCGUCCUUGCAAGGACGAUGAACAACUAAGCCUGCUGCUGCCCACAUAGCGCCGUACAUCGCGAAUUCAGCAAUGCGUAGGCAAGUCGCUGUCACUACAGAGGACGGCCGGUAGCGGAAGAAAGCAAAAAGUGCCACCGUAAGAAAGCACUCUUAGUCGAACGAGUAUAUUGAAAUUCAAAUCGCUGUCUUCGCCACAGCAUAUAGCAACGAUUAACAGUGAAGUUCCUCAAAUGCAAUGCAGCGAACUUCACUACGAUAGUAACGAAACAACAUCGAUGGACUCUUGGUUCUGUAGUUUUAAAUAUUUUUGUGUUGUUUUGACGUUAUAAUAGAACAUAUUCAAACCUAUGUCGGUAUAAAUUGCAUGCUAAUUACGUUAACGCCUCAGUCGAAUUUGAAAGGUAGACCAAUAUGAAAUUCCCACCCAUGCUCGUCCCUUUGGUAGUACCACAAUCGUGGUACCAGGCUUGAUGCAUAGAAUUGAUAGCAGAUUACUGUAAUAAGAAUACAAUAUGAAUGAACAUUAUUAAUAUGCUGAAAACAUGAUAAAUAGAAUACUUCAUAAAGAAGAAGCAUUAUUACAUAGCUUUAUGAAAAAAAAACCAGUUUGCCCGGGUAAAUGCGCAAGACAAAAGCAACAGUAAUUUUCCGCGGCGUAUUUGUUGUAUAAUAGUUAAAUUUUUUUCAAGAUUAAGAUUUUUGGAUUGCCGAUCUCAUAUCUGUUAUGGUGAUCAUGAAGACUGUAAUGAAAAGUAUACAAAAUACAGGGAUAGAAGUAUAGGUAUAUCAUGCCAGGUUAUACGGGACAUGUACAAUGUACCCAACAAAGCACGUAUGCAUCAGCAUAUUAACAGCUUUUAUAGUUAAAGGCUAGAGGAAGUGCCCCGCAGGGCUCAGGACGAUAAUCCGUUUCGUGAAAUAAACGGUGUCGCAUCUUACCUGGACAUAUUUAGAUGUCAAAUUAAGUAGAUUGGUUUCAAAAGCAAUUGGCAAUCUGUAGGUGUUCAUCACUAUUAAAUAAGUGAUAACGACAAUACCAUUUAUAAGCAUGUCUAUACUCAAGACAAUAUUUUAAAUAUAUAUAAGUAAUGAGUGAAACAAAGGAAAGACUAGCCUCAAGAGAUUUAGUGGGCAUAUCUUUCAUAUUCAGACAAUAGACAUUAAGAUGAAGAAAGCACAACUUGCGGAACUAUGAGGUGUCCUUCGUUAAAAGACGUUAGAAGAAGGCUUUUUUUGUAAAUACAUGUAGCAGAUGUAAUUGCGCAAAAAAAUUAAAGCAAAAAAAAACAUAGGUUUAAAGGAAAAAACGAUGGUGUGCUUAUUUGCUUAGGUCCUAUUAUAAAAGCUAACCACUUAUCUAAAUUAUUCAUUAUGCCACUUAUAAUAUAAAUCAUUGGCCCUUACUCUUCCAGAUUUUGUUUUUUGUUUAUUAUUUCAUUUGAAUUUCAGUGUUAAUCGGUGAUAUUGUGCUAUCAUGUUUUAUAACAUACAAUUAAUUAAUCAAUACAGUUAAUCAAGCUAUAUUACACAACAUGUGUUAUUGAAUAAAGAAAGCUCAAGGUACAAC
This is a messenger RNA of Varroa destructor (honeybee mite), 7623 nucleotides long. RefSeq names its product baculoviral IAP repeat-containing protein 7-like. The record is from RefSeq and is a predicted model, not a curated record. NCBI's taxonomy places the organism in Eukaryota, Metazoa, Arthropoda, Arachnida, Mesostigmata, Varroidae. Gene Ontology annotation, biological process: negative regulation of apoptotic process; lipid transport; regulation of cell cycle. Gene Ontology annotation, molecular function: ATP binding; ubiquitin protein ligase activity; lipid carrier activity. Gene Ontology annotation, cellular component: nucleus; cytoplasm; membrane.